AUGCCUUACCAUAUUUUGACACAGCCUACUCUAAUCACAAACCUUUAAGAGCUCUAAAAUAUUAAUACAAACCUUUUAGAUAAUAAAAAUUCUAAAUCGCCUGCCUCAGCCAUUAACAAUGAUGAUCAGAAGAUGUUAAAGGUGAUUUAAGACUUAUAGGCAAAACUUUAAUAGGAAUAUGAAAAGUAAAUGAUGAUUGAACAUUUGCUAAAGCAAGAUAACCAAAACUCUAUCUUGGUUGGUGAUAUCCUGUCCAUCUUAUAAUCCAAGCCAAGUGAAAAUAAAACAAUGGUUGAGGAUGCAGUGAGUCAAGAAAUAUCUAUUCAAAAAAGAAUGAAAAAUAACACGAAUCAAUUAAGAACAUAGAAUGAGACAAGUAGCCUUAUAAUGAAAGUACUUCCAAAUUCUGUGAGUAAUAGGAAUAUUCAAUCUGAUAAUAAUAAUGACAACAACUAUAUGAGUUAAUAUGAGCAAGUUCAUUCCAAUUCUCAAAUAAAUAUUCCUGAUAACGAUAAUAACUUACUUUAAAGUCAUUAGAGAAAGUUUAAUAACUACACUGGGAUAGAAAACGAUAAAUCUUAAAGAGAUGCUAGCAAAAAUAAAUCAGUUAACACAGACUUUUCAUCUAAUCUUACUAGAAUUCUUCCCUCGUAUAUUGCUUCACAAAUAAGAAAAGAUCUAAUUCAGAGUAAGGAUGAGGAUCAUAUUUGUCAACUGCUAAAGCAGAUAAGAGAACUACUCAAAAAGGCUUGCUAAGAAUCAAGGAAAUCAAGAAAAGAGGCAUUCAAGUAUAUAUUCAUAAGCUAUGAUCUUCUCAGUUUAUCUUAACCUCUGAUUCUUUCAGAAACUGUAAUAUCUGGCAGAAGUGAAAAGAACAAACACCAUCAAUAGUAAUAGGAAGUAAUAGGAACAGACUUCGUAUAGAAAUUACAUAGCCUUAAAUCUGAAAAAGUAAUUUUUCAAUUCUUUUACUUGGUGAAUGUUAUGGCUUGCGAACCUCUCGGCAUAUAAUAUUUAUCAAACAAAAAGGAUUUCUUAUAAGAGGCUGUCUGGAGUAUAUUAGAGAGUGAACCUGAGUUUUCUUAAAAAUUUGAUAAGAUUGCUAUUGCUAUUUUCUAAAAAUUCUCUUUAAAAAAGAAAUACUGUUUACAAAUGCUGAAAUUUGGAAUAUCAGAAUGGCUGCUGAAAUUACUUGAUGAACUAAAAUCAACCUAGUAAUAUGAAAUAUAAUAUGGAUUGGCUUUAUUAAUGAAUUUAACUUUACAUCGAUAAAAAGCUAAGGACAAUGGACUUUAAAAGCUUAUGGAGAAAAAGUUGUAAGAAAGCUAGAAUGACCAAUUAUUGACAUAGAUCAGACAUAUACUAAGCAAAAUAGAUGAAUUUGAGAAUGAAUAAGACUAUCAAAUAUCUAAACAUAUGAAGGAUUAAGAUUAGAUUAUCGAGGAGGAGAAUGAAGAUGAUGAUGACAGUCCAUAUAGUCUUGGAUCAGUCCCAAAAUCUUUAAAGAAAUAGGAUCAAACCUAGACAAAGAGUAAAGAGGAGGAUGAAGAAAUUGAUUGGGACGACGAUGAUGAGCAAAUGGACUUCAAUGAUAACGAAGUGAGUGCUGAAAUUGAGGAUGAAGAGGAUGAUAAUAUGAGCAUUAGCUACUUCUCCGAUGAUGUAGACUUUAAUUAAUACAAAGUUGGGAACGCUGAUCCUAUUACAUAUUUUGAAAACAGAAUGCUCAAAAAUCAAAUAUUCUAGCCUUUUAAUAAUACAGAGUAAAAAGCAGAGUUUUAGUCUUAACCAACUGAUAGGGCAAAAAAUAAUCAAUCAGGUCUUUAUACGAAGAGAAAUGACAAGCCAAUAUUCAGCUAUAAUUAAAGCUAAAGUAAUAAUAAUCCAAGUUCAUCAGGCACUGUCAUUAUUGGAAAUGCUCAACCUAAUGAUAGGUAAUCAAUUAUCAAAUUUAUUUAAACUAUAAUCCUGAACUACUUGCAUAAAUUCACAAAGAUAAUGUAAAAUAUAUUUUAUUUAUCCAUUCAGCUUAUUUUGUAAAAAGAAUAUGACAUUGUAAAAACCACUAAGAAGCCAAAAUCCAAAGUCGGUUCAAAUUUUACUAGUCCAGACUUAAACAAACCACUGAAUAAUAUUCCAAAAGUUCCUUAUAAUCAAAAUAACUUCAAUCAAAAUAUUAUAAACUAGGCUAAGCUAGACCUUAAUAAACUCGGAGAAGAUAUUCUUAGAAAUGAAUUCUCUCUUAAAAAGGAUACCAAAAGAGAAAACUUUGAGCAGCAAUAAGACUCAAUAAAGCCAGAUAAAUUCUACAAAAAUAAAUGA
This is a messenger RNA of Stylonychia lemnae, 2322 nucleotides long. The record is from the annotation of a GenBank genome assembly. Lineage: Eukaryota; Ciliophora; Spirotrichea; Sporadotrichida; Oxytrichidae.